Syzygium oleosum is the source of this 2202-nucleotide messenger RNA. RefSeq names its product ACT domain-containing protein ACR4-like. The coding region runs from base 535 to 1878 and encodes 447 amino acids. NCBI's taxonomy places the organism in Eukaryota, Viridiplantae, Streptophyta, Magnoliopsida, Myrtales, Myrtaceae. The transcript is spliced from 8 exons. The record is from RefSeq and is a predicted model, not a curated record.
CUCUCUCUCUCUCGUGUUUUAGGAACUUGCUCUUUAAGUACUGGAACAUGCCCAUCGAGAGCGAAACUGAAACCAGCCACGCAUCACGCCGAAGGGGAGAGAGAGAGAGAGAUGGGUUGUGGGUACUUUUACGGGAGUCGCAGGUUUUUGGGAGUAUGAUGUCGGGGUUGGUUCUGACGUGGUGGGAGAUUUCCUUUUCUUUGUUUCUGGGGGGUCGUGUUCGUUUCGUCUCGUUGAGGGUGUAUGGUAUUGCCGGGGGGGGAAUACAGGAGGGAAUACGUGAUCGCGAUAAAGAGUAUUUUAUUUCCUUCCUUCGUGGGCAGUGAGAGGGGGGGAGAGCUGGUUGAAGAUGUCUUCUUGGUCCGUGUGUAUAUAUGUACACGCGCAGUUCAGAGUUUGGUGUAAUAGUUGUUGCUAGCACGAAUCCUCCUCCUCCUCCCCCUCCCCUCCAAUCUUUCUUUUUCUUAUAUCGAGAGAACCGAGGAAGGGACUCGGGAGCGAGCAGAUCACGAAGGAAUCCUCGAAAAAACUGAAAUGGACAUCAGCUCGAGCUUUUCACCUGCCAUGGAUGAUGAAUAUGAGAAACUUAUCCGGAGAAUGAAUCCACCCAGAGUUGUGAUUGACAAUGAGACUUGCAAGAAUGCAACAGUAAUACAGGUUGAUAGUGCAAACAGACCUGGAAUACUGCUGGAAGUUGUACAAGUCCUCACUGAUCUCGACCUUAUCAUUACCAAAGCAUACAUUUCCUCUGAUGGUGGAUGGUUUAUGGACGUCUUUAAUGUUACCGAUCAAGAUGGAAACAAAAUUAUGGAUGAUGAGAUCCUUGAUUAUAUUAAGAAGGUUCUCGGGCCAGACUCAUGUUUCACUUCCUCCUUAAGAUCGGUCGGGGUUAAGCCCUCGGAUGACCACACUGCCAUUGAGUUGACUGGAUGUGACCGACCGGGCCUCCUAUCUGAAGUGAGCGCCGUCCUCACCCAUCUCAAGUGCAAUGUGGUGAGCGCUGAGGUGUGGACCCACAACAUGCGCGCGGCUGCAGUAAUGCAUGUCACGGACGAGGAAACUGGGUCGGCUAUUACCGACCCGGAGAGGCUAACUAGAAUCAAGGAACUGCUGUGCAAUGUCCUCAAGGGAAGCAACAAAUCCCGGGGAGCGAAGACUGUGGUCUCGCACGGGGUCACUCUCACUGCAAGAAGGCUUCACCAGAUGAUGUUUGCCGAUCGGGAUUAUGAACGAACUGAUGAUGACGUGUUGGAUGAGAAGCAAAGGCCUAAUGUAGAGGUUGUUAAUUGGUACGACAAAGACUACUCGGUUGUCACUAUUCGGAGCAAAGAUCGGCCGAAGCUUCUGUUCGACACCGUUUGUACGUUGACUGACAUGCAGUAUGUUGUGUUUCAUGCGAACAUCGAUGCGGAGGGGCCGGAAGCUUAUCAGGAGUACUAUAUCAGGCACCUGGAUGGAUCCCCUGUGAAUUCAGACGCAGAAAGGGAUAGAUUGAUGCAUUGUCUUGAAGCCGCUAUUGAGAGAAGGGCAUCUGAGGGCUUGAAGUUAGAAUUGUGCACGACUGACAGAGUCGGGCUGCUUGCUAAUGUCACUCGCAUCUUCAGAGAAAACAGCCUCACCGUGACUAGAGCGGAAGUCACCACCAAAGACGGAAAAGCAGUAAAUACAUUUUAUGUGCAAGACGCAUCGGGAUACCCCGUGGACCCCAAGACAAUCGAAUCCAUUCGCCAAACCAUUGGCCAGACCAUACUUCAUGUCAAAGGAAGUUCCGAAGAGUCGAAGCCCGUUGUUCAGGAAUCUCCCACUAGGUUCCUCUUUGGUGGUCUCUUCAAGUCGAGAUCCUUCGUCAACUUCGGUUUAGUUAGGUCGUACUCUUGACAAAACUCACGGUUAGCUUAUCUUCUCAUGUACAUGAUUAGCCAGUUUUCUGGAAUCCCCCUGGAAAAUAUCGUUACGGGAUAUUUCUUUUAAGUAGGAUGCAAGUACUGAUGUUAGGAAGAGCCAUUUUCUUGAAGGAGGAAGAAGGGUUAGCCAUUAGAAAAGCGUGAGGCCGUGUAAAUGUUUCCCGGUCACCUACCUGAUCUUUAUUUGUUUACCGUGGAACCAACCUCACAUUGGAACCACAAAAGUGACGAAAGAGACCCGAUUUGUGUAAGGAUUUUCGCCUAACCAUUGUAUAUAAUCAUUCUUUGCGCUCUAUAA